This is a messenger RNA of Myotis lucifugus (little brown bat), 7203 nucleotides long. It is a transcript of the gene DLC1, whose product is annotated as DLC1 Rho GTPase activating protein. Gene Ontology annotation, cellular component: membrane raft; focal adhesion. The record is from RefSeq and is a predicted model, not a curated record. Gene Ontology annotation, molecular function: lipid binding; GTPase activator activity. Gene Ontology annotation, biological process: signal transduction; regulation of Rho protein signal transduction; actin cytoskeleton organization. Lineage: Eukaryota; Metazoa; Chordata; Mammalia; Chiroptera; Vespertilionidae.
CCUCAGAGGCAGGAAAUGCUUCCCAGGCAAUCUGGGCCUGGUGGUGGAGGCCCCUUUCGCAAAACAUCAGUCUGAGUUCAGGAGACAGAAGGCACUGGGAGCGUCUUGACAGGCUGCUGCUCCGGCUGAGGCUCCCUCCAGCUGCCCAGGGUGUUUUUGUUAGAACCACACGCUGCGCAGGACUGCUUAGAAUAGAGCCAAGAUCUCAACCACGAAAUGUGAACUUAUAUUUUGGAGAAACUAACGGUCCGGACUUCUUGGCUAACCUGAGCGUUGAACAAUGUCAUGCCUUGGCGUCGCAGCUCCUCCUUGUCUAGGUGGUGAAAUGAGAACACUCACUUUCUUCCUCAGUCAGCAAAUUUGAAGUUCUUUCAUCAAGUUCCAUCUCCUUUUGUCUCACAUGGAAUGUAUUUCUGUAUCUGCUGUUAAACUACAAUGACAUGUCUGUAGCUAUCAGGAAGACAAGCUGGGAAGAACAUGUGACCCAAUGGAUGGGACAGCCUUUUAGUUCUGAUGAUCAUAACACAGCAUGUCAUCAUGGACUCGUAGCUGACAGCUUGCAGGCAAGUAUGGAAAAAGAUGCAACCCUAAAUGCGGACCGCAAAGAGAAGUGUGUUUCACUGCCGGACUGCUGCCACGCAUCAGAGCUGAGAGAUUUUCCCGGGAGGCCAAUGGGUCACGUUUCAAAGGAGGUGGAUGAAAAUGACAGCCAGGAAGGUGAAGAUCAGUUUCUUUCUCUGGAAGCCAGCACGGAAACACUAGUGCACGUUUCUGAUGAGGAUACCGAUUCUGAUCUGUAUCUUGCAGAUGAUAAACAGAUUUUAACUUCCCAAGGGCAGGGAACCUCAGGCCAACAUAGCGUCAAAGGAGCAGGCUCCUUCGUCGAGACGCUGCCUAUCACGGAAACAAACCAGGAUUCUUACAACUCCUGGGGAGUGGCUGGUGGAGCUGAAUUAGCACUGGUAGAAGAAAGUGGGGAGAGGAAAGUUAUUGACAUUAUAAGUAAAAGCCUGGAGCUUUGUAAUGAUAUAAGCUUAAGUGAAAUAAAAGAUGCAUCCCAAAUACAUGUAUGUGAGUCGUUGAAUGUGAACGAUAUUGUGCCUGAGAAGCAAUUGCUUAAUUCUGCUGUAAUUGCUCAGCAACGAAGGAAACCCGACUUCCCUAAGGAGGAACAUGAAAGAAACACCUGCUGUGUAGUACAAGAUGAGUUUUUCGCUAGCCCUUGUGCAGACAGGGGACUGCCAUUAUCAAAAGCAGAUCCUGGUGGCUGCCUUCUACAGCCUCCUUCCUGCCCUGGUGGAAUGUCCGCUGAAAAUGGCCUGCAGAAGAGUGGUUUCUCAGAACAUCAAAACAAAAGUCUUCCAAAGGUCAGCUCUGGAGAUGGCAUGCAGUGUUUACACUUAAAGGAACCUCUGACCACCCAGGAACCCACAGAUAAUCAAGUCAGACUUCGCAAGAGAAAGGAAAUAAAAGAAGAUCGAGACAGGGCGCGGCUUGACUCCAUGGUGCUGCUAAUAAUGAAACUGGACCAACUUGACCAGGACAUUGAGAACGCUCUCAGCACCAGCUCCUCUACAUCCAGCACACCAACCAUGCGGCGGCACGUCCCUGACCUGGAGUCCGGAUCUGAGAGCGGAGCAGAUACCAUUUCAGUAAAUCAGACACCAAUACAUUUGUCUUCUAACGCCGAGUCCAUUGACCUACCAUCUUCCACCCCAGUGACCAGUUCUGGAACCAAACCCAAGUCUACCACGGCUAUCCCAGGUAUUUCAGAGAAGGAAAUGGCUGAAAUUGAAGCCAAAGAAGCUUGUGAUUGGCUACGGGCAACAGGUUUCCCCCAGUAUGCACAGCUUUAUGAAGCACUUGACAGGGAAGGAGGUGUUUGCUCUGCAGACAAUCUCCUGUUCCCUAUUGAUAUUUCCUUGGUCAAGAGAGAGCAUGACUUUUUGGACAGAGAUGCCAUUGAGGCUCUAUGCAGGCGUCUGAAUACUUUAAACAAAUGUGCGGUGAUGAAACUGGAAAUCAGUCCUCAUCGGAAGAGAAGUGAGGAUUCGGACGAGGAUGAGCCUUGUGCCAUCAGUGGCAAGUGGACUUUCCAGAGAGACAGCAAGAGGUGGUCCCGGCUGGAAGAGUUUGAUGUCUUUUCCCCAAAGCAGGACACGGUCCCGGGGUCCCCAGAGGAUCCCCACCUGAAGAGCGCCCCGAGCCACGAGAGCAUGCUGACGGACUUGAGCGAGCGCCAGGAGGUGGCUUCCGUCCGCAGCCUCAGCAGCACCAGCAGCCUCCCGGCCCAUGUGCCCCACGGCGGGGACGCGGCCACACCCCGGACUAACUCGGCCCUCAGCGUCUGCUCCUCCGCCGGCCACUUGGCCGGCAAUAACGACGACUCUUUCUGCAGCCUGCCCUCCCCCAAGGAGCUGUCCAGCUUCAGCUUCAGCAUGAAGGGCCACGAGAAGACCGCCAAGUCCAAGACGCGCAGCCUGCUGAAGCGCAUGGAGAGCCUGAAGCUCAAGGGCUCCCAGCACGGCAAGCACAAGGCGCCCUCCAAGCUGGGGCUGAUCAUCAGCGGGCCCGUCCUGCAGGAGGGCAUGGACGAGGCCAAGCUCAAGCAGCUCAACUGCGUGGAGAUCUCCGCGCUCAACGGCAACCACAUCAACGUCCCCCUGGUACGAAAGAGGAGCGUCUCCAACUCCACGCAGACCAGCAGCAGCAGCAGCCAGUCCGAGACCAGCAGCGCCGUCAGCACGCCCAGCCCCGUCACCCGGACCCGGAGCCUCAGCGCCUGCAACAAGCGCGUGGGCAUGUACCUGGAGGGCUUCGACCCCUUCAGCCAGUCCACGUUCAACAACGUGGUGGAACAGAACUUCAGGAACCGCGAGAGGUACCCCGAGGACACGGUGUUCUACAUCCCCGAGGACCACAAGCCCGGCACUUUCCCCAAGGCCCUCUCCAACGGCAACUUCUCUCCCUCGGGGAACAGCAGCUCCGUGAACUGGAGGACGGGCAGCUUCCACGGCCCCGGCCACAUCAGCCUGAGGAGGGAGAACAGCAGCGACAGCCCCAAGGAGCUGAAGAGACGCAACUCCUCCAGUUCCAUGAGCAGCCGCCUGAGCAUCUACGACAACGUGCCGGGCUCCAUCCUCUACUCCAGCUCGGGGGACCUGGCCGACCUGGAGAACGAGGACAUCUUCCCCGAGCUGGACGACAUCCUCUACCACGUGAAUGGGAUGCAGAGGAUCGUCAACCAGUGGUCGGAGAAGUUCUCGGACGAGGGAGACUCGGACUCGGCCCUGGACUCCGUCUCUCCGUGCCCGUCCUCUCCCAAACAGAUACACCUGGAUGUGGACCACGACCGGGCCACGCCCAGCGACCUGGACAGCACGGGCAACUCGCUGAAUGAGCCCGAGGAGCCCUCUGACAUCCCAGAGCGGAGGGAUUCUGGGGUUGGAGCCUCCCUGACAAGGUCCAACAGGCACCGGCUGAGGUGGCACAGUUUCCAGAGCUCUCACCGGCCCAGCUUAAACUCGGUGUCACUGCAGAUUAACUGCCAGUCUGUGGCCCAGAUGAACCUGCUGCAGAAGUACUCGCUCCUGAAGCUGACGGCCCUGCUGGAGAAGUACACGCCUUCCAACAAGCAUGGUUUCAGCUGGGCUGUGCCCAAGUUCAUGAAAAGGAUCAAGGUUCCAGACUACAAGGACCGGAAUGUGUUUGGCGUCCCUCUGACCGUCAACGUGCAGCGCUCGGGUCAGCCCCUGCCCCAGAGCAUUCAGCAGGCCAUGCGCUACCUUCGCAACCAUUGUUUGGAUCAGGUUGGGCUCUUCAGAAAAUCGGGUGUUAAAUCCCGGAUCCAGGCCCUGCGCCAGAUGAAUGAAAGUGCCAUCGAUUGUGUCAACUACGAGGGGCAGUCUGCUUAUGACGUGGCUGACAUGUUGAAGCAGUAUUUUCGAGAUCUUCCGGAGCCACUAAUGACGAACAAACUCUCGGAAACCUUCCUGCAGAUCUACCAAUAUGUGCCCAAGGACCAGCGCCUCCAGGCCAUCAAGGCCGCCAUUAUGCUGCUGCCGGACGAGAACCGGGAGGUGCUGCAGACGCUCCUCUACUUCCUGAGUGACGUCACGGCAGCUGUGAAGGAGAACCAGAUGACGCCCACCAACCUGGCCGUGUGCCUGGCGCCUUCGCUCUUCCACCUCAAUACCCUGAAGAGAGAGAAUUCUUCCCCAAGGGUGAUGCAAAGAAAACAGAGUUUGGGCAAACCAGAUCAGAAAGAUUUGAAUGAAAACCUCGCUGCCACGCAAGGGCUGGCCCAUAUGAUUGCGGAGUGCAAGAAGCUUUUCCAGGUUCCUGAGGAAAUGAGCCGAUGUCGCAAUUCCUACACCGAGCAAGAGCUGAAGCCUCUCACUCUCGAAGCUUUGGGACGCCUCUGUGCCGAUGAGUCCGCUGACUACCAGCACUUCCUGCAGGACUGCGUGGACAGCCUGUUUAAAGAGGUCAAAGAGAAGUUCAAAGGCUGGGUCAGCUGCUCCACGUCUGAGCAGGCCGAGCUGUCCUAUAAGAAGGUGAGUGAAGGACCCCCUCUGAGGCUUUGGCGGUCGACCAUCGAAGUCCCUGCGAUGCCCGAGGAAGUCUUGAAGCGCCUCCUUAAAGAGCAGCAUCUCUGGGAUGUAGACCUGUUGGAUUCAAAAGUGAUCGAAAUCCUGGACAGUCAGACUGAAAUUUACCAGUACGUUCAGAACAGUAUGGCACCCCAUCCUGCUCGGGACUACGUCGUUUUGAGGACAUGGAGGACGAACUUACCCAAGGGGGCAUGUGCCCUUUUACUCACAUCCGUGGAUCACGACCGGGCCCCCGUGGUGGGGGUGAGGGUCAAUGUGCUCCUGUCCCGGUAUCUGAUCGAACCCUGCGGGUCAGGGAAAUCCAAACUCACCUACAUGUGCAGAGCUGACUUAAGGGGCCACAUGCCAGAGUGGUACACGAAAUCUUUUGGACAUUUGUGUGCAGCCGAAGUCGUAAAAAUCCGAGACUCUUUCUGUCACCAGAACACUGAAAGCAAAGACACUAAAUCCAGGUGAUCACCGAGGCAGAGCCGCCGUGUCCACCUUCCCACCUUCCGGGCGUUCGUUUCCAGAGCCCUUGCCAGUGCUCGGGAGCACGGGUCCUGCGUCUAAUCCUGAAACAAAACUGCAAGUUGGAGCAUAGGAAUCGACUGUAGUGAUUUGAUACAUUUUCAAAGCUGCUUCCCGUUGGUUUAAGGUCUGUGUUACAGAUCUUGACUGGAAUAUAUAAGACUGCAAAGAAAAAAAAUGUAUUCUUAUGCGAAUUGCUUCUGAGAAGCAACACUAUAAAUACAUUACAGAAGAUAAUGAAGAUACUUCAUUCUCUUGUGAUAUUGGUGUAUGUGUCCCUAUGUCCUUGUGUUUGCAGCGUGUUGAGGGGCUGGCGUAUCCACUGGAAUAGUUGGUACUCUACGACAGGUUUUCUCACUGAGAGGAGCAGAGAAAGGUUUGCACAGAGGCGUGUGUGUAUGUUUGUUUGUUGCUGGUUGCAUGGCACAGAUGUGUAGGUUGGGACGCCGCAGUGUCUGGCACACUGAGAUGCCUCCAGAAGGAUAUUGAUGCGUCAGGUGCAGUUUAACCUGGAAUAUCUGACUACCCAUGGAUCCAUCCAGAAAUUUAAAAGGGAACUCUUUUAUUUUGAGGGGUCAGACAGCCCACCCUUGUCUAUUUUUUUUUUCCUGAGUUAUAUUAAACAGACUCCUCUAUCCACUUCUUCUUUACCUGGAAAGUGACUGUAGUGAAUUUACUCUGAUCUCCCAUUUCACACACCGUUUCUCUCUAGACCUGAUUGCAAAAGUUGUUUGUAGGUUGUUAUUAACAGCAUUUUCAAAAGCUGAACAGGUUUAUUAAUUUAAUUUGCCCUUAACAGCAAAUAGAUUUUCUGGCUUUUUUUUUCCUUUGCUUUUUCUACAUUUUCUUUUUUUUUCCCCUUUAUAAUGAUGUCCUUGGAAUUUAUUUUCAUGAUAAUGGCAAACAGGUAUCACAGUAAAAAACAAAACAGCAGCACAGUUUUGGAAGGGUGGUCUUUAUACAGGUUUUACUGUAAUGGUAAAGGUCGACUUCAGAGACAGUAUUAGUGAAUUUAUUUAGUAUGGAUCGAAGUGAAUAAUGUAUGAAUGAGAGUUGUAAGAAGGAUUUUUAUUUUGUUAUAAUGUAGUUACCAUUGUCAGUGUUAUUUCCAAGGUUCUUUGAAGAAUUGGUGGGGACAGAUUAGAGUGUUAAAAUUUGAGUAUUUUGGAUAUCAGUGUUUUUCAUGAAGAUAUACUUGUAUAUUCCAUUUGAAUGGCUUUCAGAUUUGUAAGAUUGUAUGUUGUAUAUACCAUUCUAUUAAGACACAUGUACACAUGUCCACUGUGCUUUCAAACAUAGAUUAAGCAUGAUAAAGAUUAUUAUUUAAAAUAUACUUGUAUUUAUACCUCAGAUAUUCUUUUGGGUUUUGUACCUCAAGGCUUUUUUUUUUCCUAAUGUAAAUACACUUACAUGAAUACAGUCUAAGAGAAAAAAUAAAUAAAAGAAGAGGUUUAUAAUGUGCUCUGUAUCUGUACAGAAUAUAAUCGAUAAGUGCACUAUUAAAUGUUUAAGGGAAAAGUCUGGCCUGCUCUCCUCUGCAAUGCAGCUUCCUCCCUCCCACCCUGAAAACCACAGACUGCAAGGCACAUCGUUCUAGCACCAGCCACAGCGAAAGCAUGGAGUUGCUGAAGGAAAAGCCGGACUGCAAAUCAUUCCAAGGCCAAACCGCAGCUGAGCCACUCGCUAGCCCACAGGGAAGCCUGGAGAUGCUCUCUGAAGGCUGUUAGGAAAUGAUGCUGAGAAAGUUAUGGGAAAGCACAACAGCUACGGAAAGAUGCUCCUCAGCAAAGCCAAGGUCACUGUUCAUCCCACCCAAGGUCUCUCCCACGGUUUGGCUCCCCUGUUGAGAGGAUGUCUUCCACGUUUGACAAGAGGAGAUCCCAAAGGGUGUGGACAUUUGCAAGAACUCUGCUUACGUCGCCUAGAGUGCUAUCGCCACAACUGACUAAUUGUGACUAAUGGCCUAGAUUGUAAGGUCUCUGAGGGCAGGGCUCUCCUGCACAUCUCUGUACUCCCCUGCAGCAGCUUUCAGUGUUUGUACUUGUAGGCACCUAAUAAAUGGAUUAUUUGCUAAAUGGGA